CAAUUUCCACCUAGACAUGACAGCAUCGUUGGCGCCAUUUGAAGAUGCUUCACGAAAACGCAAACAAGCCAUUGCAUCUGCACCAGCUAGCUUGAAUGGAGCAUCUCGAUCAAAACGCCCUCGCACCAUUGCACAUACGCCGUCAAGCAAGCACCUUCUUACGGUGCAGCACCCCCAGGGUAUUAAGCCUCUAGGAAACUUCCUGUUCGACUCGUCCCGUGGCAUAAGAGAAUGUCGGUCAGCCGGUUUAGGUUAUGCAGCUGCUCUGUCUGACGAACUCGUCCUGGACCUUCUAUCCCGUCUGCAACCCGCCGAACUUUGCAGGUUGGCGCAAUGUAGCAAGGCCCUGUACUGCUUUGCCUAUCACGAGGACUUGUGGCGGGCUCUGACGGUUCGGCUCUAUGGACAAGGUGGAUGGGGUACGUUCGCGUACAAUUGGCGAGAGACUUUAAAAAAGAAAAUAUGUGCCGAAAGGAAACGAACCUUUGUCCGCGACCAGCCUAUCCAAGUUGACGGUUUCUAUUCAGACUUAUUAUUUACGUCUUUUCGCUGUGCAUCGGCUCCGUUAAGGGAACUCUGUGGAGUAGAGACGGACAACAUUGACCGUCGGUCGGAUCUUACUUAUGAGACUUUCAUGAAGGAGUACGGCACACCAAAUAGACCUGUCAUUAUCACUGAUGUCGUUACCAAGUGGCCAGCCUAUGGGAAAUGGUCUACUGAGUAUUUGUUGGAACAUUGCGGGGACAAGAUAUUCCGAGCGGAAUCGGUCGAUAUACCGUUUCGUGAUUAUGUGACUUACGCAGAACAGUGUAACGAAGAGGCCCCCCUCUACCUUUUUGACAAGAAGUUUGCAGAGAAUACCACACUAGCCGAGGAUUACCAUGUGCCAUUAUACUUUAAGGAGGAUUUUUUCAGCGUCUUGGGUGACCAACGACCAGAUUACCAAUGGUUGAUUAUCGGCCCUGCUCGGAGUGGUUCUACCUUCCAUGUGGACCCCAAUUCAACCAGCGCCUGGAACGCCGUCAUAACUGGCGCUAAAAAGUGGGUGAUGUACCCACCUGAAGUCGUCCCACCGGGUGUCUUUCCAAGCCCAGAUGGGAGCGAAGUGACCACCCCCUUGUCUUUGUCGGAGUGGUUCCUGAAUUUUUACAUGGAGACCAAGAACAGCCCGGUGAAACCAGUUGAAUGUGUUUGUAGAGCAGGGGAAAUGGUGUUUGUACCUUGUGGUUGGUGGCAUUGUGUCAUGAAUCUCGAACCAUCGAUUGCACUCACUCAGAACUUUGUCGCAACCUCAAACCUGCCUUCGGUCUUGCGAUUUCUCAAAUAUCGUAGAGAUCAAGUUUCGGGCAGCUGUUAUGGAACAGAACUGUACGAACGAUUUACCGAAGCACUCAACCAUAUUAAUCCAGGACUGAUCUAUGAUAUUGAAGCGAAGGAUGAUAUCCAGGAGAACGCUAAGAUAGUGAACCGACUAGAAAAGCGAGAAUCUUUUUGGGAUAGAAUAAUGAAGAGCGAUGAGGGGAUAAAUAUAGGAGCGGAGGGCCGGGGGUUCUCCUUCGCAUUUGGUGGUGACGACUAGCUUAGAUAUAACUAAUUUAUUCCGUAUAUACGUGCACUCUUCCAGGGUAUCAUUCAGUAAAAAUUCUAAGGUUGAGUUAUCCCAUUCAAGGGGUCAUGUUUGUGACAAAAUUCGGCCCUGCAUUAUACCC
Molecule: messenger RNA, 1709 nt
Organism: Spizellomyces punctatus DAOM BR117
Lineage: Eukaryota; Fungi; Chytridiomycota; Chytridiomycetes; Spizellomycetales; Spizellomycetaceae
Exons: 6
Coding region: 17-1579 (520 amino acids)
Cellular component (GO): nucleus
Molecular function (GO): cis-regulatory region sequence-specific DNA binding; protein binding
Source: RefSeq, a predicted model, not a curated record